GCGCUGUGGGAGCCGCUGCCGGUGCAGGAGGAGCCCUGGAGGUCACGGUGCUGCUGUAUAAUGGCGGCUGUGUGGUGGUGAUGGCUCGGCUGCUGCUAAGGCUGGUGUUCGGGUUGUGUCCCCUGUAGUCCCGCAGCCCCAGUAGCCGCGGGUAAGGAUAGCCGCGCGGUGUCCCGCUCCGAGCCGAUGCCAGUGAUGGAGCAGCGCGUGUGACGGCCAUCAGUCGACACAAAACAUCAUGAGGAUCUAUUGAUGGACGCCUCUGAAACUCUAGGUCCUUUCACAUCAUCUGAUCAUUCAAACCAGACUCCUGAUGAAAGCCUUUUGAUCAGUAAUACGGAUUUGUAUCAAUCUGCAGAUACGUUAUCAAACAUGCUGAGUGAUAAGGAUCCACUGCUCCCGUCAUCCAGUACACCAUUCCGAUUGGAGCUGCAGACAGAAGCUAGUGAAACCCCAGAUCUAAAGUUAGAUGAUGUGGGAGCAAACAUCUCUGCAACAGCAGAAAACGAGAAUGCAGAACUGUCAGGUCUUCAAGAGUCUUCACAGAAUAGCAAUAACUCAGAGUCCAAUGUGGCUAAUUCCAACAGGAAAUCUCCCCGUCUCCACUCAGUGGCGGCAAACAAUAAAGACCACAACAAGGCUGAGCCUUCACGAAUCAUCCACCCGAGCAGUAAAGAGUUUAAAAAGACCUGGGGAUUCCGACAAACCACUAUUGCAAAGCGUGAGAGUGCUCUGGAUGCUGAGGCCUCUGACACACUUUUGAAUGAGAAUUCGGAUCAACAGGCACAGCUCACAUUGCGCAGGAGUAGACGACAGACUCAGCGGACAGCACGAGUACAAGAAUUCAUUUCAGCUGCUCAAAAACGCUAUCGCCGAACCUCAGGCUUUGAUGAAGGUGGAGAAUUUUUGUCCAUUGCAUCAGAAGUCGAGGCAGGGUCUGAUGGCAGUAUAGAUGCAGUAGAGGAGAAAGGACCAGACUCGAUCAUAGAUCUGGGAUCUGAUAGUUUAGUUGAAGAAAUUAAUGAGGAAAGUAUUUCUGAUAAAGGCAGCAGCACUAAUAGCGACAGUGACGAACUUACACUCAAAGAGCUACAGAAUCAGCUUAGAAAACGUCGUGUUCAGGAGCGGUGCGAUUCGCCACAGACCACACAAUUAGUGCAGGAAAUAUCCAGUGAGGAAAAUCAGUCAAAGAAAGGAACAAAGUUGGCAGGAAUUGUAAAACCUAAGAAACUAUUGAGUACUUCUGUAAAGAAAGGAAGUAAAUCUAGUGCUGUUCCAAAAGAUUCAGAACAGCUCGUUAAAAAAGAACUGAAAUUACGAACAUCAAUUAAGUCAGAGACUGAAGAAGAUGAAAGUUCGGUCAGCCAAUCAGACAAUGACUAUAAUGACCCAGACAAAUUGUAUUGUAUUUGUCGGCAACCACAUAAUAACAGGUUUAUGAUCUGCUGUGAUCGCUGUGAGGAAUGGUUUCAUGGAGACUGCGUGGGAAUUACGAUGGCCAGGGGACGUUUACUGGAGCGCAAUGGGGAGGAUUACAUCUGCCCAGAUUGUAGUCCAUCUCCAGACAAAGGCUCGAGCAGCACUGAGAUGACGUCUGGUCAACAGGAAAGCAAAUCAGCACUUGCAAGCACUGGUGACCAAAAUGCAGCAUUAGAGAAACCAGAUGGAAGCUCUCCCACUGACCAGGGAAUAAAAGGCAGGAUUGAAAAGGCUGCCAACCCGAGCGGCAAGAAGAAGAUUAAAAUAUUUAAACCGAUGGUGGAAAUUCCUGGUGUGCCUAAGUGUAUUGGGCCCGGCUGCACCAAACUGGCCUCUACGGACUCUGUGUACUGCAGUAAUGACUGCAUCCUCAAACAUGCUGCAGCUACAAUGAAAUCGCUUAGCCAAGCCAAGGAGCAAAAACUAAAGACUAAAGAGAAAAACAAGCCAAAGCCAGAGAAGGCCACUUCAUCGAAAUCUCUGGCAGAGGUAAAGAGCACGAUAAAUGCAGAGAUUAAUUCAAAACAACUGCCAUCAGGCCCUCGAAAAGCUAUUGAAGGAACAGACACAAAUGAAACGUCAUCCAAGAAAUUGGUGGUAUUGGUCCAUAACAGGCCUGUAGCAAUACCAAAGGAAAGUGCAGCAGGUCCUGCUCUAGGGACUUGGACCAUUGAUCAUAAUUACAACGCUGUAAAGCCAGAAAAGACUGUGAUAUCCACAUCAGUGUUUUACAAAUCGUUGCAAAAGGAGGGAGACACAAACGUUGAUUCUCUUUCUGCGGGCGAACGCUCCACUGGAGAACGGCAUAUCUUACCUAAGCCACCUCCUACCAGCCAGCAGGCCUCUAAACCACCAACUCCUGCUAAUAAGCAACUUGGUUCCAAACGGCCUAUUACAACAACUCAACAAUCUCCUUCAUCCAAACAGCCGUCUUCAACAAAGCAACUUUCAACCAAGCAGCCUGGGCCAGCAAACAAGCAGCUCACUUCUGCCACCCCCAGUGGUAAAAAAUCUGCUGAUAGACAAUCUGUUCAGCUUUCAGCCCCUGGUGCAAAACCCUCCAGCCAGCCCUCGAAUUCUCAGAUCAGACACAAUAUCCGCCGUUCACUUAAGGAAAUUCUUUGUAAAAGGGUGAAUGACUGUGAUGACCUUGAUGUGACAGAAGAAGUCAUUGGCAAGAUAGCAGUGAACAUUGAAAAGGAAUUGUUUAUGUUGUUCCGAGAAACUGACAGCAAGUACAAGAGCCGAUACCGCUGUAUCAUGUUUAACUUAAAAAACCCCAGGAACCAGGGCCUCUUUCGCCGUGUUCUUCAAGAGCAGAUUGUUCCCUCCAGGCUGGUACGUAUGAGUCCCGAGGAGAUCGAGUCGAAGGAACUGGCCAUGUGGGGAGAGAAAGAAAGCAGAUCUGCAAGGGAGCAAAGUGCGAGAUUGCAGCGUGAAACAAAACGACCAGCUUCACGGGUGAUGAACAAGUCUGAAGUAGAUCUUGAAGAGGCACCACCGAUGUCUGAUGCUGAUGAACAGGAAGAUUCUCGUCCUGCCCAGAAGAACAGUGCUCCAUUGCCCGACAUCUUAAGUCUUAUGCUCAAGGAUACCACUGAUGAACACCGUGCUCACCUCUUUGAUCUGAACUGCAGAAUCUGUACAGGUAAAAUUCAAGUCUCAGAUGAUGAACCAGUGCCUAAAAAGCCCAAAGUAGUUGUGACCAAAAAGACGGAACCAAAACCGAAGCCCAGGGAAGAGUGGAGACACCGUCCAGAACUGGACAAGCCAGCAGUAACUGUUUCAGCAGCACAAGUCACAGCAGUUUCAACCCAAGUGACUAGUUCUCUUUGUAUAGCAUCAGUAGCCUCGUUCUCUAUCAGUAAAGACACCUCACAAAUUUCUUCAGUAUUUGUCACCAGCUCCCCAGCAGCACCAGCCUCAUCUGAAUGUGCCACUGCAGUGAUAAACACAGCACCCAUAAACACAACAUCCAAACUCAGUCCAUCCACCCAUCCUGAGAUCAAAUCAGCAGUACCUCAGUAUUCCUCCGCUGUCCCUGCAGCUGCAAAAGGGGUAAAAUUAACCGAUGAAGAAAAGAAACCAGAGGCGCUGAAGUCUAUUUUAACAACUGCAACUCCCAAGUCUAUACUGAGCAAGCCAUCAGCUGCAUCAGAGAAGACAUGUACAAUGUCGUCGGCCAUAAGAGUUUCUUCUGAAUUGAGGAGUUCGGCAGAAGUGGACACUUCUCUGUUCCUCUCUCACCUGGAUGCCAUCUGGAAAGGGUUUAUCAACAUGCACGGUGUGGCAAAGUUUGUCACCAAAGCGUAUCCGGUCUCUGGAUCCAUCGACUAUCUAGUAGAGGAUUUGCCAGAUACAAUUCACAUUGGUGGCCGGAUUUCACCCCACACAGUCUGGGAUUAUGUCAGCAAACUGAAAUCUUCUCUUUCUAAGGAAGUCUGUCUGAUCCGAUUUCAUCCAGCCACCGAGGAGGAGGAGGUGACCUAUGUCUCGCUGUACUCCUACUUCAACAGUCGCGGGCGCUUUGGGGUUGUGGCCAAUAAUGCCAGGCACAUCAAGGACCUGUAUCUUAUCCCACUUGCUGCUAAGGAUCCGAUUCCCUCCAAAUUAUUACCUUUUGAGGGUCCAGGUUUGGAGAAAUCACGUCCCAAUGUGAUCCUGGGCCUGGUGAUCCGGCAGCGAGGGAAGCGGCGGGAGCCGGAGCCCGAGGACAAACCUGAGGCGACUCCGAGUGAGGAGAAGCGAGGCCGCCUGGGCCCUCAGGAGGAUGGUGGCAAAACAGCCAAGCCCAGCACCACACCCCCCGGCUCACCCCCCCAUCCUGCGCCCAGCGGAUCUGGCCCAGCCCCAGCCCCAGCCCCAGCCCCAGCCGCAACCCCAAACCCAACCCCAACCCCAGCCUCAGCCACUCCCCUGCAGCACAUCCUGCAGACGCUGUUUGGCGCCAAAAAGGCAGGUGACCGAGUGACAGAGGCGACGCUCCUCGACCCCAUCGUGCAGCAGUUUGGCCGAGUGCAGGAGGGGCCGCCCGUGGAGGACGACGACAACAGACCCUACGACCCCGAGGAGGAGUACAAGCCGGAGGGCGGGGCUGAGGGGGGUGUGUACGAGCCCGAGAAGGUGUAUGACUUGGAGGAGGCCUACGACCCAGCGGACGAAACGAUCCUGGAGGAGGUGAUGGUGGCCCUGCCCCCCGGGGCGGCUCCAGCUCCAGCCCCCGACCCCCGUCACAAGCCCCCGGAGCUGUACCCUCCCCCACCCUCUCUUGUUGAGCAGCAGAAAAUGCUGGAAACUUUGAACAAACAGAUCGAGGAGCAAACCCGGCAGGUGGAGGAGCAGGAGGAGGCUCUGAGGCAGCAGCGAGCGGCAGUCGGUGUCUCCAUGGCUUGUUUCUCAGUCUCUGACGCUCUCAUGUCGCCGCCGCCCAAACCCCCCGGAUUUAAAGCCGAGCUGUUCUCAGGAGCUGAGGUCUCUCAAGUGAUCGACCAGCGCAGAGACCCUCGGCAGGCGGGCGCCCGGAGGGUGGGCUCGGCAUCUCCUCCUGUCACCCUCACCCCCGGCCCCGAGCAAUUGCAGUCCAUCACUGCUCACUGCCCACAGCCCAGAGAGGAGGGGGUAGCCACCAUCCCGCCUAACCUGGGAACUGAGCGGCUUCUGCUGGAGGCCCCUCAGCCCCCCCCCGUGCUGCUGCCUGAAGCCAUGGCUCUGGCUGUUGGCCCAGGUGACGGGCUACCUAAGGGGCCACCACCCAAAGGCUUGUUGCCCACCCCGAACCUCCCACCCUUGUUCGCUCCCUCCUACACGGGCGGUCGCUGUACAUUCCCGUCCCCUCCCCACAUCAGCCCCCAGGACCAUUUCCACUCUCCUAAUCUGCAGAUAAGAGGUAAUUUCCCCAAUUUUCAGCAUCUCAACAGCCAGCAGUUUGCCCAGUUUGGGAGGCAGCCUUCAGACUUCAUGGCCCGUGGGCCACUGCUGGCCCCUCCCCCCCUGGAGCCACCGCCACUGUUUGGCAGAGGGGGCCCCACGGCAAGGCUCCGUUUCCAAGGCCACCCCCCGGGCCCGGGCUUCCAGAACCAUCCGCCGCAUCCACUCGUCACUCAACCCCCUCCUCAACAAGAGGGACAGCAGUGGGCAAUGACCCCUGGUUCAGCCCCCAAACCCUUGGCACAAGCGACGGAGGGAGAGACGCCAAGAUCUGUCUUGUCGUAUCCCCAGGCAGAGCAGCGAGACACCCCUAGAGAUAACGCUGAGCCCCGGACGCAACAGCCAGCCAGACUGCCGGACCGCUCCAGCGAGCGCACAGAGCCACGAUCCUCCAGCGACAGGUUCCGCAGAACAUCUGACGAUAGGAGGAGAGAUCGAGACCGAGAUUAUGGGAAAUCCUGGGACAGAGACCGAGAGCGGACUUGGAACCGAGAGAGAAACCGGGAGCGAGACAGAGAACGGGACAGAGACAAGGGCAAGAACAGGGAGCGCGAGCGCGAUCAGGAAAGGGAUCGAUACAGAAGAAGAGAGCGGGACAGGUCGAGGAGCAGAGAUCGUGAUAAGGACCGAAACCGGGACAGAGAGAGGGACCGGGGCAGGGAGAGGGACCGGGACAGAGAGAGGGACCGGGGCAGAGGAAGGGAACGAGAACGUAGGGAGAGAAGCAGAAGUAAAGAGCCAGAGAAAGACAAACAACCAGACGUAGAGAAAGAAAGUAAAAAACUAGCCACAGGAGAGAAAGAAUGUAAAAAAACAGAGGGAGAGAAAGAGAUGAAGACGCCAGCGAGUGAAACUGUUGAAAGCAGCGGCUGAGCCUAAAAAUACCCCUCAGACACUUUUCAAGGAAGAAUGAAAUAUUUUAGGAACGUAAUAAUCUUCAAAGGAUUUCAAAGAUUACGUUACUUGGACCGUUAAACAAAG
Callorhinchus milii (elephant shark) is the source of this 6387-nucleotide messenger RNA. RefSeq names its product death-inducer obliterator 1. Lineage: Eukaryota; Metazoa; Chordata; Chondrichthyes; Chimaeriformes; Callorhinchidae. The coding region runs from base 253 to 6279 and encodes 2008 amino acids. Gene Ontology annotation, biological process: DNA-templated transcription; apoptotic signaling pathway. Gene Ontology annotation, cellular component: nucleus. The transcript is spliced from 17 exons. The record is from RefSeq and is a predicted model, not a curated record.